AUGGCUGCGCGGGGAGGCCUGCGAGCGCCAAGUGUGGGGGUCGGCGGAACUGGGGCAGGGCUGGAGAGGGGUGAGAGGGGACCAGGGGCGAGACCGGAGAGGUCAUCUCAUGCGGACGAGAUUGGCGUGGUGUACGGGGGCAGGCGGGGGCCUGUGCGGGCUCUGGAUGAAGACACAGACUUUGAGGGUUCAGAUGAAGUAAGAGAUCCUGCAAACGCCAAGGCUUUGAGGAAAAAGAGGAGGAGAGUGCAAUUGGGGGUGAAGCUUGGGAAGCUGCAUCUUCUGACACUGUUGUUGGAGCAGCACCUCCAGAUCUGUGUGGUGGGCAGUGGCCCAGCUGGUUUCUAUACCGCCCAACACCUGCUAAAGCACCACCCCCAGGCCCACGUGGACAUCUACGAGAAGCAGCUUGUGCCCUUCGGCCUGGUGCGCUUUGGCGUGGCGCCCGACCACCCCGAGGUGAAGAAUGUCAUCAACACCUUUACCCAGACGGCUCGCUCGGCCCGAUGUGCCUUCCGUGGCAAUGUGGUGGUGGGCAGGGACGUGGCUGUGCCGGAGCUCCGGGCGGCCUACCACGCUGUGGUGCUGAGCUAUGGGGCAGAGGACCAUCGGGCCCUGGAAAUUCCUGGUGAGGAGCUGCCUGGGGUGUUCUCGGCCCGGGCCUUUGUGGGCUGGUACAAUGGGCUUCCUGAGAACAGGGAGCUGGCACCAGACCUGAGCUGUGACACAGCCGUGAUUCUGGGGCAAGGGAAUGUGGCUCUGGAUGUGGCCCGGAUCCUGCUGACCCCACCUGAGCACCUGGAGAAAACGGACAUCACAGAGGCUGCCCUGGGGGUACUGAGGCAGAGUCGGGUGAAGACGGUGUGGAUAGUGGGCCGACGCGGACCCCUGCAAGUAGCCUUCACCAUUAAGGAGCUUCGGGAGAUGAUUCAGUUACCAGGAACCCGGCCCAUUUUGGAUCCUGCGGAUUUCUUGGGCCUUCAGGACAGAAUCAAGGAGGUCCCCCGCCCGAGGAAGAGGCUCACAGAACUGCUGCUUCGAACAGCCACGGAGAAGCCAGGGACAGAGGACGCUGCCCGCCAGGCACCAGCCUCCCGCGCCUGGGGCCUCCGCUUUUUCCGAAGCCCCCAGCAGGUGCUGCCAUCACCAGACGGGCGACGGGCAGCAGGCAUUCGCCUGGCAGUCACCAGACUGGAGGGUGUCGGUGAGGCUGCCCGGGCAGUGCCCACUGGAGACACGGAAGACCUCCCUUGUGGGCUGGUACUGAGCAGCGUUGGGUAUAAGAGCCGUCCCAUCGACCCCAGUGUGCCCUUUGACCCCAAGCUUGGGGUCAUCCCCAAUAUGGAAGGCCGGGUUGUAGAUGUGCCAGGCCUCUACUGCAGUGGCUGGGUGAAGCGGGGGCCCACAGGCGUCAUCGCCACCACCAUGACUGACAGCUUCCUCACUGGCCAGAUGCUGUUGCAGGACCUGAAGGCUGGGCUGCUGCCACCGGGUCCCAGGCCUGGCUAUGCAGCCAUCGAGGCCCUGCUCAGCAGCCGAGGGGUCCGGCCUGUCUCUUUCUCGGACUGGGAGAAGCUGGAUGCCGAGGAAGUGUCCCGGGGCAAGGGUGCUGGGAAGCCCCGGGAGAAGCUGCUGGAUCCUCAGGAGAUGCUGGGGCUGCUGGGGCGCUGA
This is a messenger RNA of Puma concolor (puma), 1671 nucleotides long. Lineage: Eukaryota; Metazoa; Chordata; Mammalia; Carnivora; Felidae. The record is from RefSeq and is a predicted model, not a curated record.